Molecule: messenger RNA, 10174 nt
Organism: Dermacentor andersoni
Lineage: Eukaryota; Metazoa; Arthropoda; Arachnida; Ixodida; Ixodidae
Product: transcription initiation factor TFIID subunit 4-like
Biological process (GO): DNA-templated transcription; transcription initiation at RNA polymerase II promoter
Cellular component (GO): transcription factor TFIID complex
Molecular function (GO): DNA binding; protein heterodimerization activity; RNA polymerase II general transcription initiation factor activity
Source: RefSeq, a predicted model, not a curated record
GAAAUAUAAUUGCAAUUGUAUUUUUUAUAUAAUCUUUGCUUCAGCGUGUUGUGAAAAAUAUUUUGCCAUAACAGACAAUGCUUGAUACUGGUAUUAGCGCGUUACUACCCACAAUUCCUUGUCGGCGGGGACACGCAUGCGUACUUUAUUUUUCAGUUGUAACUCGAAAAUGGCGUCAGCCAAAUCUCUAGAGGAAAUGCUAACCACAGAUGUGGACGAGUCAGUAGUAAGCGAAUUAGUAGGGUCUUUAGAGUCACAACUCUCAUCUUCUGGGAUUCAUGCUCCAAAUCAGGAACUCAGCGUCAGUUCAGCAACCACGAAUCACGUCAAUAGUGUGCCAGUUUCGGACGGUCUCCAGCGCCUGCAGCACGACGGACAAAAACACGGUGUGGCUGCAGCGCUUGCAAAUUCAUGCCCAAGCAUCGUGGUGUCGAGCUUUGGAAAGACGAUCGCGACCACGUCUCACAUUGUUGGCGUUAGUAGUUGCGCUUCUUCUCCUGCCAGUUCUACGAACACUGUGAUGGUGACUUUGCCUGGCGCUCUCCCAGCUAGCGGCUACAUAAACCAAGUUACUGGCACGACGCAGCAGGCUUUGCUGAACACAUCGCUUGUGCGCCCGAUCAGCAACUCGGACAUAAAGAUUGUGUAUUCACCACAGGGCCACUUUAACGCGGCUAAUCUGGCUGCCGUCAAUAACGCUGUUAUCCAGCAACGGGGAAAUGUGAAAAUACAGGGUGUCCCGAACGGAAGCACCGCUAUCCGUUCCAGCCCGCAUACGCCCGCCACAACUCCUGGCCUCAGUGCCAUCCACAAUCUGGCGAACGUGGCUUCGCAGCAGACGCCUCUCAUCAUCAGCCAACCGGCCAAACCGCGCAUCGUCGUCGACCCGAAGGAUCCGAAGGCCGCAUUCAAGCCACAGAUCCUCAUCAAGCAGGAGCCGCCGGCUGCCUCGGUUGGCCAAGAGUUUCUGCGCUGUUCGUCACCUGCUGCGGGCGUCAUUCAGGCGUCAAAGGCCGGCCCGCAGCCCGUUAGCGUUGUCACGCAGGUUGUGUCCAGUCCUAGCAUCCUACCGCCUGGUGUGCAGAUCGUCAACGUGAACCCUGGCCGGCCCGGAGCGCCAGGCGUCGUCGGCCAGAAGACGCUGGCGCCCCGGGUCGUCAUCGGCAGUCCUGUGCGGUUGGCUCCACAGAUGCUGGCUGCCCGUCCAGGAGCUCCGUCCGUUCAGAGAUACCGCUACCAUAGGCCUCCUGAACAUGACAACACGAUCACACUUCAACCAGGCAUGAUGCGUGGCACCCUGCUUGUGAAAACAGAAAACGGGCAACUGCAGGUCGUCAACGUGGCCCCCAGCCUGCCACCAAACUCUUCAGCUGCAAGUAUGUCAGGAGCACCCACUUACCGGCUGCAGUCUGUACAGAAUUGCAGACACCAAACUCCUCUAGUUCGUCGUGCUCCUAUUCAUGAGCACAUGAAACAGGCAUGGCCGCAUCUUCCGAACCUUGGGACCCAACCUGUGCAGCAGCUUCAAGGCAGAAAAACAAAUGCAACGCCAAUGGUGGGUACAGUCCUGCAGCAGGGUCAGCCAAGUAUCAACAUUGUGCCUACAGUGCCCAGUAGCACCCCUAUCCAAACACUGGGGCAGCCACUGGCACAGCAGACUGUCACAGUUAAGGUGGCAGCCACUACUACUACAGCUUCUGUUACGCAGCCUCUCACCAUUCAAACAACUGUUGCUAACAGCCAGUCUGCUGCCACAACGCCAUCUCAGAUGUCACCAAACACUGCCAAGAAAAAAUGCAAGAAUUUUCUGUCCACUUUGAUACGGCUCGCUAGUGAUCAGCCGGAACAAGUUGCCUCCAAUGUCAAGGGUCUCAUCCAGGGGCUCAUUGAUGGAACGAUUCAGCCUGAAGACUUCACAAAUCAGCUUCAAAAGGAGCUCAAUUCUUCGCCACAGCCAUGCCUUGUACCUUUUCUAAAAAAAAGCCUUCCAUACCUGCGACACUCUCUUAUGACGAAAGAGCUCACCAUCGAAGGAGUGCGGCCACCACCACAGGGUGCAGUUACGCUGCCGUCAACACCUACCAUUAUUCCGAAUAUCCAGCAAGUGGCUGGAGUGGCGCGGCCAGCGGUACCUCAUGCGACGACACAGGUGCGGGUGAUGACACCAACAACAGGUGGCCUGGCAGCACAGCUGGCUAACACAGCAAACAUCCAGGGUGUCCUGGCACAACACCAGAGGCUGGUCACGGGCUGCUCCAAAACUUCCUUGGCCACUACCAUCCCUGUUUCUUUCAUUCAUCCACGACCAGCAACAACAGUUGUAGCUCCGGGUACGAAAAGUUUGUUGGUGGCCAAGACAAGCAACUUGACUGCAGCUUUGUCACCAGCCACAGUUGGAGCAUUGCAGACCAAGGUGGCCACACCUGUACCAACUAGGACGCCUGUCACUGCCCUUAAAGAAAAACGUACCUACUCUUCACUCAGGGACGAUGAUGACAUCAACGAUGUGGCAGCUAUGGGUGGUGUCAACCUUGUUGAAGAGAGCCAGAGAAUUCUCGCCUCUAAUGCUGAGAUUGUUGGAACACAGAUAAGGUCCUGUAAGGAUGAGAACUUCCUCUUCACGAACCCUUUGCAAAGGAGGAUCACAAGUAUAGCUGUCAAAUACGGCAUUGAAGAAAUCCCAUCAGACGUUGUUGCCCUAAUUUCCCAUGCCACACAAGAACGGUUAAAAACGCUUGUGCAGAAGCUGGGUAUUGUGGCUGAGCAUCGUCUUGAAAACAUCAAGACUGAUUCUCGAUAUGAAGUGACUCAGGACGUUAAAGCACAGCUCAAAUUUCUUGAAGAAUUGGACAGGUUAGAGAAGAAAAGGCACGAAGAGCAGGAGAGGGAGAUUUUGCUUAGGGCUGCAAAGAGUCGAUCAAAAAUGGAGGAUCCAGAACAGCUCAAGCUAAAGCAGAAGGCAAAGGAGAUGCAAAAGGCAGAAAUGGAGGAGAUGCGGCAAAGAGAGGCGAAUAUGACAGCCCUUUUGGCCAUUGGUCCGCGAAAGAAGCUGAAGACAGAAAAUAGUGGAAAUGCAGGGGCUGGCCUUGGCACUGGUUCUGGCCUCAGCAACUCAUUCUCAAAACUUCCGAUGCGGCCAAGAGUGAAACGAGUCAACCUGAAAGACAUAUUGUUCCUCAUGGAGCAAGAGCGUGACAGCAUACACAGUACACUGCUGUAUAAAUCCUAUCUCAAAUAGAAAGUGGCAAACAUGCAAUUGCACCUUGGACACACAAGUGGCUUUCCACCUAGAAACCACCAGCUCUCAGUGGACCGAGUGCGCACUUCUAAAAGUUUCAUCCACUGCCCACCCUGAUAUGUUGACUUGUGCCAGCCAUGUCUCCAUUGCUGCCUGUUUAGCAGUGCACUUUGUUGGUUUAUACAUUGUUCUUUUACUUUCUUGUUGUAAGGUCUAGAUUUUGUGCAAAAAAACAAAGUGGGAUGAGCUCUGCAACAAGCUGCAUUUCAAAAAACUGUGUUACAUGUUCUCUGAAGUGAAUUUGUAUUGUCUUGCACAAAUGCAGGGGAAAAUGUAUUAAAUUUAUUUUUAAUCUAACUAAAAUGAUUCUUAACUGUAGCAUAUGCAAGUUUUUUUGGUCUUUCAAAGGUCUUCCAUGUUUUGAUUAGCUAAUUGGCAGAUUUGUGCAUCACUGAAAUGCUGUCUUCUGUGUGCUGUCAAGGCUGCAUCUGGCAAGAAGCAUACUUUUUUUUUCCAUUUGUAUGCACUGUCAUGGUAAGCUCAAGAAAUUUUUACGUUAGAGUGUGUCUGCAAAAUGUGUCUUCUGUUAAUUGCAGAGUUCUCCGCGUCUACUUAUAAAUACUUGUUAUUCUUUAUCUUCUUUCUCCUGUCCCACACGUUGUAUAUAUGUUUAUAUUGCAAAUAGUAAUAUCUUUAUAUGUACAAGGUUUUUUUUUUUUUUUCACCGUGUAUAGGUUAUUCUUUGUUUUACACAGGAGUCUUUUGUGCUGUCAUAACUUCUGUGAUAUGAUGUAUAAAUUUCUGAUGCAUGAGCAAAGAAAGAAAUGAGGCUUUGCAAAAUUGUUGAGUGUGGAACUGUUUUUAAACUGAUGCAACUGUCAACUCCAUGCAGUGGUAUGUAGAUGGUAUCAUGCCUUUUUUCUCAUGCCUUUUUUAUGACCGCUUCACAACCACCCGGUCUCUUGUUUAUUUCACAUUGCGUGCUGUUCAGAAGUUAUUGCAUUGGUGCAGUGUCUGCUGACCAUGUCAAGCUUUUCCCAUCUGCAAACGAACUGUAAUAGAUACUACUUGUAAAUAUCAUUCUUAUGCUCCGUCAAAACAUAAUGUGCACUGUAUAUGUAAGUACGCCACAUGCAUAAAGCAAAAGCUUUUUGUUUUAGUUCACAAACACAUCAUGUUAACCUUUGAUACCAGAUAGUUAGCUUAUAUUUCAUAGUUGCUUGUAAAUUACGAAGAAAUAACCAUAUGUAUGCACAUGUUUCAAGAGAUAUUUAAUAAGAUUUUAUUGUUGAGGGGACACGGUCCUUGAAGGAAUUUGUAAUUACUGUGUGUUUUCGAACUGUAAUGUAAUUGCAAUGGGACUUUUUUAUGCUAAAGUCGUUCCUGCAUAAAGAAUGAGCAUGGUACACUGGGUCUCAUGGCUUUUUUUUUCCCUUUUUCUUUUUUGGAGUUUAUUCUGGUGUGAUGUUUAUCACUUCGGUUGAACUCCACUCUCGAAGCCAAAGAUGUAUUGUUCAUUCUGGACAUAUGAUAGGCCAUGUUGCCAGAGCAUGCGUGACAUUUCAUCCUAUAAAUUUUUCAUUUGUAUAUGCAUGCUCGUUUGCAUAAACAUGGGUAAAUAUGUGAGUUGUUUGGACAUGUAGGAACAGGAAAUUGUAAUAAGCUCUGAAAUGUUUGAAAUAUGUGGGGAGAAUUUUACACUGCACAUUCAGUUCAAUUUACAAAAACUUGCUUUGAUGUGUCACAAAGCAUACCCUGCUACCCACCCUUCUCCUCUGUUUCUUAUUUUAUGGGCUCACAGUGGUCUCAUUAAUUGAUGAUUGGUCAGUGUAUUUGGAAGGUAAUGCAAAAAGUGUGGUAAUGCUCAUUUCUUAAUGUAAUCUUAAUUAACUGGUUAUGGAGGAAUUAAAUGGCAGGUUAAUAUCAGAUUCAAUUUGGUUUUUACAUUGCGUUUGUUGUUUGGCUAACAUUUGUUAACUCCCAUAGAGUAAUCUGGCGGAUAUUAGGGCACAUUUUGCACAAAAUGCGCUUUCAAAUUUGCAGAUUUAUGAAUGUUCACAGUUCCAGUGUUACAUGCUACCCUGUCACACCUGGCUUAUUGGUUACUGUACCCUGUCCCUCAUUCUCUUUGUUCAUAUUACUUAAACCCCCACCAUGUUGUGAUAAAGGGAUGUGGGUAGCACGAAUUCUUUUGAUGUGACAUUCUCUUCAUGACAAAAAGGAGCUUUGAGAAUGCCAAACUUUUGUGAUAGGAUAUCGGCUUUGAUUACAACUGUAUUAGUAUGGUGGAGCAGCUAAAGAGGUAAAUAUUUAAGUACGUAAUUUAUUAAUUGUGCAUGUUUCAUUGCACAGGGGUCUCUGUUUUGGAGGUAGUCUUGUGAGAGGGUGAAUUAUGUUUUCCUUUGUUAUACUGUUCCGUAAUGCAGUUAAAAAACAUGCAUAAUCACAUCGUGGACUUUUGAUCCAGUUGGUAAUGUAUGCAAUAAAGGACAGCAUUAAGAGAAAGCAAAAGAGUUAGAAAAAGAGCAAGCAUGAAAGGGGCAGAGCCAUCCCAUGAUGUUACUUCCUUUCCUGUUUAUCUUUUAGUACAGUCUCUUAAUUAUACAUAGACUUUGCUUAAGUAAUUGUGCCUUCCAUAUUGCUGAUAGUAUGGUUUAUUGUAAAGCGUGAAUAGCACAGAAAAUUUUGAAGAAAUAAGUUGUCUGUACCAUAUUCUGUUUUCAUAUGCCGUGUCCUGCUUACAUUGCCAGUGCUUUCUCUUUGAAACCUUUGUAAAUCAGUGAAGGUUAUGCAGGACAGAAUAGGACCAAGAAAUGCCGUUACAUACGAAGCCUUUCAAAUGUGUGCUAUUGGCUAUCAACAUGGCAGCAUUUCAUUUUCACUGAUACCUUCUGCUUUAUUUUCGGGUGGUUGUCAGUAUGGUAGUAACUGCCAACUUCAGCAGGUUUUUAUUGUUAAAUAUUGAAUACUUUUUUUUGCCAACUAGUCGCCCCAUCAUUCCUCAUUAAGGAAAAAUUUUAUUGCACCAAAAGCACUUUCUGAGACUAAGAAAAGCAAAUGCCGAGUCCAGCCACGCCGUAGAUCUGCACUACCUUCCUGCUUUCAAGGCUCCCCACCUAAAUCUUUGUAGUUGCGGCCAUGGCGAGAGCUGGAUGGAAGUUCACAUGGCUGCUGUCAGUCUGUCAGGCUGCACUUGACUAAUGGCAAGACUUACCAACAUAGAGAGAUAGUCCCCUCUCAUUUUCCUCACUGAUGCACCUCUUAUACUGGGUGAUCAUUCUUAAGUAAAUUGCCUGUGGCAGAUAGCAUAUCGUUGAGUUGGAUUAUUCAGAGGCGGAAAUUAGUUGCAUGAGAAAUCGAAAUACAUACUCAACUAAUUAGAAAGAUAAUUAAUUCACCUCCUAAUUAAUUGAUUUACGGCACAUAUUGCAGUUAAUGAAUUGUAGCUGGCAACUUGGCAAGGAUGACGCCAGUUUCGAUAUAUUCAUUGCCAAAGUGUGCGACAAAUUACAUGGGCAUUCCAGUUUCUUUUGUGUUUCAGUGCAUAAAACAGCAUGUUAAAUAAGUAAGUGGAACAACAGUGCAUUUUUACUGGUUGUUCGAUGUUGCAUAUCUAGAAACCUAUGCCACCCUAAAAAUUCAUUCCAAGUGGUUAUGCCUUGCAAGCUCACUGGCUACAAUUUGUUAACCAGUGAAUUUUUGUCAAUUGGUAAUGUGUUUCGAUUUCUUGUGCAAGUAAUGUCUGCCUUUUUGUAUAAUCCACCUUAAGGACUAGAAUUAUGCUACCUGCCAUAGGUGAGUUUUAAAAAAUUCUGUAAAGCUUAAUGAUCGCCCCACAUAUGAUUUAGUACAUGGACCCACACCAAUAAGCCAUGCCUUAAAAAAAAAAAAAAAAAAGCCCCGCUUUUUGGGGCUCAUCUUUUCCGUAAAUAAUCGUCAUCAACCUUGCAUACACUUCCUUUAUUUAAAACUCUGCGCUCGCGACUUUCCUGUCUGCAGUGCUGUGUCACGGUUUACGAGCAUGCUGUUUGGGACUUGAACAGGGCACGCAGUGUUAAUGAAAGGUAAGGCACGCAGGAUACACGAUUGCUGGGAACAGGACGAGCCCUAAAUGAUUCAAAAUUUUCUUGCAGUAAUGAUGUUGCAGUUUAAUUGUAUUAUGAUGAUUUGAAGCAUACUCGUAAAAGUGCACCAAUGGUGCAGCACAACUUACUCUGCAGUGCAGUCUCACAAUAUCACUGAGAAAGUAUGCAUGUACUAUUCUUGACUCUCUGCCGAAAUCUUAAAUCAUUGAUAACUGCCGCGGUGGCUCAGUUGCUGCAGUUUAGAUAGGGGGGGGGGGGGGAUGCAAGAACGCUUGUGGCCUGUGCUUUGGGUGCACAUUAUAGAAUUGCAGGUGGACAAAAUUAAUUCACAGCCCAGCCUUCCGUUAUGGCAUCUCUCAUGAGUCAUAACCAUACUUGUACGUAACGGAUUACGUGUAAUUACUUGUAAUCAAUUCUAUUUUUCGUUAAAUUUGUGAUUGAACUAUUACUUCGUUUACUCAUUAACGCACACUGUAAUUAAAUUACUUUUUUCAGUAACCAAUUACAUUUAAGCAGUUACUUUCUUGACGGGUCGAGCUGUAACAGGCGAUGCAACUUUGACAACCUGAAUUAGGCAGGAACUGCAGUAGAAUGCCUGAGAUAGCACCAGGCAGCAACUUCAUGGAUGCAUGAGGACAUGGGAAAGUUAAUGCCAGGAAAUCGCAUAUGGACGAUGUUUUUUCAACUUUUCAUUGGAUUACCAGGGAGUGUCUUCAAGACUCAGUCCUACCUAUGUCUUUUUUUUGACAUAGGUAAGACGUAAUAUAACAAGAGGUUGGUGGCGCAGCCUGCCACUCUGCUCCAAAGGGCUCAUAGCAUCCAUCCAUCCAUCCAGUAACAAUGAAGUGUUGUGCUUCAUAGCGGACCCAGGUGCUGAGCAACAACAACCAUGUGUGCAAUGUGUUCGUCCGUUACAACAAUGCCCUAACCCCAGCGCACAUCGAGUAAGUUUUUAGUGCCACUUCUGAUGUCUUCACAACAAAAACAAAGGAAGAAGAUUGACAAAGUUUUCUAUAAGCAAUUGUUAGUGAAGAUAAGCAAUGUGGGGAGGAUUGCAGAGGACACAUUGAAAGGGCCAGGCCAGUAAUGUUAAUAAAAGUUCAGAGGAAAGUAACGUAGAAGUAAUCGAUUGCUUUUGAGCAAUUCCUCAACUACUUUCAUGGGGCACUAAUUGGUAACUGUUAUCAAUAGCAAUUCUUUAAUGGAGCAAUUGUAAUUAGUUACUUUUUUCUGUAACGUGUACAAGUUUUUUUCAUAACCCCCUGUGCAGUUUUGGGAAGCUGAACUCCAUUUUUUUUUAUCACUUCUGUUGAAGUGUAGCCAGUCGCAUGCAAAAGGACCAAAGAAAAAGGUUGCAGGUGUUUUCUACAUGAAAUAUUCCUACUAGGGUUUGAUGUAUAAAUGGAGAACGAAUCAUUUUCACAAUUGUUGUGCUCAUCAUUGGCAUUUCCAUAGCAUUGGACGCAUUGUGAGAGUGAAACUAACGAAGGGAAGCUUGAUUAUUAAAAUGGCCAGCAGCCGGUACAUUCGGAGGGGAUUUAGGCCGUCGGGCAACGCAAUAACGUGGACACGCUAGUCGACAAUUUUCACGAAGUUUUAUAAGUUUUAACUAAGAAGACUGCUGUAGUAAUACAAUAUUCGAUUGAUUUACUUGAUAUUCAUGUAAAAAAGUCGCAGUUUCGCCCGAUAGGCGAAGCAUUGAUUGCGAUAGCGAAUUAGUAGACAGCUAUACAAAGUAAGGAUAGUAGGUUUAUCGGCCGUAUGAACUUGUAAGCAUAGACAUACUAACUAAAUUAAGCAUGGUGUCACGUGCGCACAAGCAAACAUGAUGCAUCUCUCUCGACCGCGGAAACGCUGUGAAAUCGCUGUAGUGAGGAAGCGCGCUAUCAGCAACGAGCGAAUUGACCUUCGUGCUGCCUCGCGCAUCCGACGCGAACUAAACCGCGAAAACGCAGCGCUUGGCGGAUUUCGUCCCCGUCGCAGAUGGCUUUCGAGAUACAGCGGCCCGGAAUAGAACGCGCGCCCCUCCCCGCUUUCCUCCCUUGCGUGCGCGAGAUUGAGCGGCGAUGGCCGGCUCGCCCUCGCACGCUUUCACUCGCACAUACAGCAUAUGGCGCGCGGCGACAAUUUUAUCGCCCUUGCAUUUUAUACGGAACCGCACGGCCAUGCCGACUGCAGAAGUGCGCCUGGAGUGCCCAUAUAAUUGAUGUCACAAUAAAACAUCAUUUGCCGUCUUAUACUGGUGGAGGUCCGUCUACAUUAGUCGUAUACAAGAGGCGCAUCAGUUGAGGAAAUGUAGAGGGGGGAUUUCUGAUGUCUAUUGUUGUGCCACCAACAAUUUUUCAAUGAUUUCGCACCCUCUCUUCUUUAAUCCCCCCCUUCUCCCCUGCGCAUGCUCCUUGGAAAGAGAUAUACACAGGCGGAGAGGCAAUAUAUGUAAACAUAAGUUUUAUUUGUUCCUAAAGUCGAGCAAAUAUGCUAAAAAGAAUGACCGCAUGGUUCUUAAAGGGCCCCUCACCAGGUCUGGCCAUUUUGAGCUGACAAGCGCCGUGCAUACAAUGCGCACAACGAUCGUGUCUCUAGUAUUACAUCGCUACGCCUACGCGCCGCGGAAAGAGCUGAAAUUUAAAACCGAAUGCCGUUUGCCCUUCUAUGCCCUUCGCGGGCGCCGCGCGCCCAGCCGGAGAGUCGACGCAUAUCGCACAAGUGCGACUACGUACAUGACAGUGUUGUGACGUCGCUCAUACUGGCACGCGAUUUCGGGAAUUCAAGCAACAUCUUAUUUUUAUAAUCUGUUGCUUCAAUAGACGAAUUAAUGUUUAGAGAAAUAAUAAAACACACAAACUGAGAA